UUUUUUAAGAAGAGCAAUGGCCGUCGUCCGCUGGCUCUCAAACCAGUUUUCACUUAAUUUAGCAUGAGCUUAGACGUUAAAAGAUCGUUUUGUUUUUUACUUUUGUUAUUUUGUUUCUUACUAUUUGAAUCAUCUCAUGUCGCGCGAUGGAAGUAUUAGAGAAAAGAGCGUUGAGAGUUUCGUGGCGAGUGUUGAUGAUCGAAAGAUUGUUGUGGACAUCGAUGAUCCCCCGACUGAAGUGUUCAGAGGCUUCGAGAAACAGCCUACGGUGGUUCUGGGGCGCCUGGAUAUCAGUCCUUGCGUAACUCCGACGCGAAGGCCAAUAUUAAAGAAAACAGAAACGCCGGUACUAAGCAAUUUCGUCAAUAGAAUAUGUUCUGUAAGCGUCCUGAGAGACAACUUAGAGGAACUAAAAGAGCUGUUUUCUAAAAACCCUGAGCUAUAUAACAGUCCAAUGACCGGCCCAGACCGAGUCAUGGGCCUAAAAUGCAAGAUCUGCAAAAAAGUAUAUUCCAGUGAGAAAAAAUUGCAGAAUCACCAGGAAAAUAAGCAUAUGGUGGUGUACAAGCCUAAAAAUACGAAGCGGGUGUCUUUUUCUGACAAAAUAAUCGUCCAUCAAGUCAAAGAGUACCAUAAGUGUCGGAAAUGCCCUAGAAUAUUCGAAAGCUACAAGCUUUUGAGAAGUCAUAUGAAAGAUCAGCACAAGAAACGGAAAUGUUACAUUUGCAAUUACUGCAAUAAGAAAUUUGUUGACCGAAUGUUCUUUAAAGUACAUAUAAAGCUCCACUGUGAAGUAUGCGGGCUUCUUUUACCGAAUAAAUCUAAGUAUCUCGAUCACAAGCGUAACGUUUGCCGGGUUGUGAAGCUGCAUACUUGUAAAACAUGCAACAUAUCACUCUUUAAAUUCAUGGAUUUGAAGGACCACAGCUACGAACAUGUGAGUACAUGUUACGUCUGUGAUAUCUGCAAGGAUCAAUGCACAACCAAAUGUGCGAUCGCACACCAUAUAUACUAUUUACACUCAAGAAGACGCAAACGACGCAAUCCCUGUUUGUAUUUGACACGAAAAUUGGGCAGUGAGAACUUGUAUCUGUGCAAGUUCUGCGAAGAAAGCUCCAUAGACAAGGAACUAAUAGAAAACCAUGUGGAGUCCCUCCCGGAUUUGACUAACCGAACUAUGACCGGUUAUAAAGACUAUUAUUUCUGUGACCAAUGUCUUAAGAAAUUCAGUACAGAACAAGAUAUGCUGCAACACAAAUGGACACAUUUUUUGAAAACUUCGGACAACUCUCAGGUACGGUUACCCGAUACCCAUGAAGACCAAGAAACAAAGACUGUCUUUACCGUUAACAAUAGAAACCGAUGUAGUUCUAAUAACAAUUCUAAUUCAAUACUAAAGAGAGUGUUAACCAAAAAAAUGGCUAUUCCUCGGUUAGCAUCCACGAAAAGGUUUUACAAUGUACGAAAUGAGAAGAUUCCUGAAAAUUUUCAGCCGAGAGUAGUUUUACAAAGGAUGCAGGUGGAUGAAAAAGUGGCUGACAUAGCCUUUGUAGACGUGAACUGUAUUGACAUGCUUAAUCAAAAAGUGUGUCAGCCUGAAAAUAGUGUUGUACCCAAUGAAACGGUUUCUCUACCAUCUGAGACUGUUAAUGAGACAAAAGAAACAGUGUCUCAACUAAGUCACAGUGUUGAUGUAGCGAACGGGACAACAAAACAGGAAACUCAUAGUGUUGAUAUGACCAAUGGAACGGAGUCUUUACCUGAGCGUAUUGUAGACCCAGUUACAAAGAAAAUAGUAUUUUCUAAACACCAAUGUCAGAUUUGUCACAAAUACUAUUACAACAAGUCGGGAUUGAAAAGUCACAUUCAGUUAGUACACCAGGAGAAGUUCGGAUGUAGCCUUUGCAGUAAAGUAUUCCGUUGGUUUGGGAAAUUUAGCCAACACAGAUGUGCGCAAUAUGGCCUCGCGCAGCCCAUAUACAUCCCAGCAUCAAAUGGCAAACCAAAUACCACACAAAUAAACCCAGUCACAGAAUCUAAUUCUAUUUCAAAUGCAAGUCAAAAUGAAGACACGAACCCAUCCGAUUUUGAUAUUCCAGCACCCAUAGUUGAAAUGACUGAGUUUGAAAACGAACUUAAUAAUCAGUUUGAAAAGAAUGACUCCUCAGAUUUGAAUUUGCAAGAGAUGUCAGACUCAAAUGUACAUGAGUUACAGAGAGACUCAAAUGUACAUGAGAUACAGGGAGUCGCAAAUAUACAGAAGACACUGAGAGUCCCACGUGUAUUAGAGAUAAAGGCAGUCUCAAAUGUACUGGAGAUACAGGGAGUCUCAAAUGUACAGGAAAUACGGAGAGACUCAAAUGUACAUGAGAUACCGAAAGACUCAAAUGUACAUGAGAUACAGGGAGUCUCAAAUGUACAAGAGAUUAAGAGAGUGUACAAUGUUAAUGAGAAAAUACCAGACAGUUUUCAACCAAAGGUAGUGUUAUUAAGAAUGAGUGUUGAUAAAAUGGUAGCCGAUUUCAAAUUAUUUGGGGCCGUUGGUGUCUAUACCCAUUGUGACUGCAAGUGUAAGGGGCAUGGCAAAAAGCGAGCGCCACCGAAAAAGACAAUUAUAUCGAAUCAUCAAUGCCAGCACUGCCAUAAGUAUUACUCGUCGAACUAUUGCCUCAACCGGCAUAUUGAGACGAUGCACGGUGGCUACGACAGUCUCCAAUGUAAGGUCUGUGAGGAGGUGUUUGUGUGGCCCUCGCUUCUCCAGAAACACAAAUGCAUCCGAGUCCACGUCCCAGAUAUCCCCUUUGACGACGCCAGACCAGAAAUACACUUCGACAAUUUCCACGACGUACCAAGUCGAUCCCUCGACACGAGACAUCCAGAAAUAACCGGAAACUUUGACGACUUGAAUAUUUUAGAGAGUGACAAUUAUAUGAAUUCUGUAGAUUUUGAAAUACCGGAGCCUAUAGUGGAACUGACGGAGUAUGAAAAUAGUUUGUCUAUGGACAAAUGUCCGGUGAAUCGAAGUGUGAGUGACAGACUUCAACCGUUGCAGCAUUUAGGUUUCAAAAUUGUGACGCAGGAGGUACCUAUAGAGUUCUAAUAAAAACUAUAGAUAUUAUUCCAACACCCAUAUUCUAAGAUUGGCUCCAACCUUGGAGGCGACCUCAAAGCCUUGGAACUCGGUUUAAAAUCUAUAUUCUGUGGCGCCUCAACCUUAACUCGGGUUUACUCCAGUAAAGCGCGACGUCAUUAUUUUCGUAUUAUUAUGUUGGCAGUACGGAAUACUCGACUCCAGUGAGAAGUCCUCAAGUCGAGUAAAAUACUAAAAUGCUCAGCUGAGGCCGAGUCGAGUGGAGGAAGAUUCGAGUUCACUUAGAAUACGGGUGUAACACCCUGUAUGAUAAAUUACACUGCCUCUGCCAUUUAAUGAUGCAUAUUUCUAUGCAUAUUUCUAUAAAAUCCAAUGCAAAAAACAAAGUCGCCAUCUGUCACAGAACUUUCGAAUUUGUUUGCCUAUAUUUGUAGAAUCAAUAUUCUUUAUACAGUACAAAGUACCUACAUAAUAAUUUAACUUAAACAGUACAUUACUAUUAUUUAUUACAUUAAAUAUAUUUUAACCUCUUAAGGCCUCUUAGUGACAUCGUAACGAAUACUCAGAGGGAUGAUUCAGACCAUGAUUCUGAGUUAAUAUCAAGUGGAAUUUUCCGUCGCAAAAUUCAUGUUAUUUUUUUAGUUUUUUUAAAUUAUUUUCAAUUCUCUUUUGCGAUGGAUAAUUCCACUUGAUAUUAACUCAGAAUAAUCAGCUGAAUCAUCCCUCUCAGUAUUCGUUACGAUGUCACUUACACCCCAUACUAGUACAUACAGUAGCCAUACAAGUAGGUAUGGGUGUUAGUGACACUGUAACGAAUACUGAAGGGGAUGAUUCAGACCAUGAUUCUGAGUCGAUAUCAAGUGGAAUUUCCUGUCGGAGAACUUAUGAAAAUUUUAGAGCUUAUUUAAAUUAUUUUCCAUUCCAUACUUUUGCGACGGAAAAUUCCACUUGAUAUCAACUCAGAAUCAUGGUCUGAAUCAUCCCUCAAAGUUUUCGUUACGAUGUCACUAACACCCUGUAUAGCGGCUGGCAUAAAAGUCAUCAGCAUCAAGCUAUCUUCAUUUUAGGACUUCGUACAGACAGCUGCAAGUUGUCUGACUAAUUUAGGCCCUGCCCACCCCAAAAGGGAUUACGGGCGUAUUUAUAUUUUUGUGUAUAAAAGUAUUAUUUCAUUUACAAAAUGUGAUUUUGUGUCUCAUUUAUUGUGUAAUCUCAUUGGUGGUUUAAAUGCGCACAUUGCCUUAUUUUAACCGACUUCAAAAGAAGGAGGUUAUGUAAAUGUUACAUAGUAGUGUAUAGGUGAUCAUUUGUUGUAAAAUUAGGGCUGGAAAUGCAGAUUAUUAGCGUAAGUUAUUACAGUAUGCCGCGCCGGCGCGAUGGUGCUGAUUACGGCGAAAUAAACUUUUUUUUUAUUUGACAGUUUUAAUAAUAGAGUUGUCCCUUACUUUCUGUAAGUACAAGAAAGAGAUAGAGCUAGUUUUGAAACUGGCAGCUAUAUUAAAAUUAAGUUUGUGUGUGCCUGAGUCGCAGAUAAAUUAUAGACGGGUGUUGUCUAGCGCACGCGUUCCCCUCUGCCGAAGGACGUGAACGAUCUGUUCAUAAUUAAAACACAUAAUAACGGUCACAUUGACAUUUAUUUAUUUAUUUAUUUCACUCACAACAACUAUCUUUACAGGAUAACCUAAUGCGACAGAGUUGGGGACUUAUUGAUACAUAUUUAAAAUUAAUCAUUAAUUAUUUUUAACUAGCAAAAUAUACGAUUUCCUUAAUUAAGUGUAACAGAUUACACUCAUUGCUAUUUUUGCGAAUUCACUCUUGGAACACGAAAACAGAUCCACUCUCCCGGCUAUCUCGUUUACUGUGCGCAAGGUUCGAACAAAUGAUCUUGAGGGCAGUCUCGAAGCUGAGAUUAAUUUAUUAAUACCACCCUUAGAAUAGAGGUCAUCUUAGAAUAGGAGCCAGCACAAACUCCCGUUUAUAAUUUCGCUAAGUUUUAUUUUUACCGACUUCAAAAAAGGUGUCUUCUCACUUCGACCGCAUUUUUUUUUCUUUUUCGCUUAUGAACCGAUUUUGAUAUUUUUUUUAUUGUUAUGUUUUAUCGUUAUAAAAGGCUAUUCUGGUUUUAUUUAAAAUGUCUUGAAGCUGUAUUGUUUUUGUACAGUUGAAUUCUCCCGCACAUAGAUUUACUACUGUAAAUCAAUGAAGGCUUGUGCCUACCUUUUUUUACGUGAUUUAUUGUAGAUUUGCCGCAGAUGGCAUUAACUAAUUGGCAGGAACUGUGUCCAUGAGUGCGACAUCAAAAGUCUGUUUUAAUGUUGAUUUUGGUGCUAAUUAUUGUAAACACCAUCUAAUUUGAUUUUAAGUUAUAUCUGUCAUUUUGUUAUCCGCCGAAAAGGAAAGGGACGGGGAAUAGACAAGCAUAAAAUUUAUGGAACACACGUCAAUUUUAAGCACAAAUCUAAAACAACAGUCUAAAAAUUAACACAGAGUUAAUUAGACAGCACGUCAUACGGUUUGCAUACCAGCAGAUACCUAUUUAAUUCGCCCGAGUUAUUCAUUCAUUUACUCAUUCUUCCUAAAAUUAACAGCUGUCUAUUACCCGUCCCUUUCCUUUUCGGCGGAUAAGAAAAUGACACGUAUAACUUAAAGUAAAAUUAGGAAGUGUAUGCAGGUAUCCGGGUCUAUGUCUGUUAUCCAUGAAAUUUGAAGUCAAUACUGAACAGCGCCAUCUCUGUUGUUUUGGGGAAUGAAGCCAGGAAAAAGUCCCUCAUUAAGUAAGUAAAAAGGUUUCCUUCAUUACUCUGCGAUACUACAGUAAAAAAUAAUAAUAAUAAAAAGUGUUUAUUUCUUGUAUUCAAGCGGUAUACCGCGGUUUAUCAUAUCCAGCUUACGACAUCGUAUCAACAGUGGCUGUAAGUUGUCUUUGGGUGAUACCAGACCAAUCGGUCGAUCGACAGCAUCGAUCGAUGGUAGAAUAGAAUAGUCGACGUCGAUCGAUAGUUUCUACCAGACCAAUCGAUCGACCAUCGAUCGACGGCAUCGAUCGAUGGUAGAAUGGAAUAGUCUACGUCGAUCGAUAGUUUCUACCAGACCAACGGAUCGAUUAUUGUCAUCGCCCGGCAAUCGAUUGAUUACUUAAUCGAACAGUAUCUGUCGAUCAAUUAAAGUUACCAGGCCAGUCGAUCAACUUCGAUCAACGUUGAUCGAUGCCGUCGAUCGAUGAUCGAUCCAUCGAUUGGUCUGGUAGCACCCUUUGAUUACUUGUGGCUCUGCGCUCUGCCCACCCCAUUAGGAUUACGGGCGUGAGUUUAUGUAUGUAUGUAUGUUCAAGCAGUAUGAAGUUAUGAGGCAACCCCAGGAAGCAAGGUUAAUGCUUGAUUUGGAUACAGUAUUCUGUGAAAAUAUGUAAAAUUUAUUAUGUUGUAAAACAAGUUAUUAUUUUUGAAUAGUAUAAAUAAAACAAUAAGUACUAAUAAAGAAUGUACAUAACCACGA
Pectinophora gossypiella (pink bollworm) is the source of this 6586-nucleotide messenger RNA. RefSeq lists its product as uncharacterized. Bases 137 to 3100 code for a protein of 987 amino acids. Lineage: Eukaryota; Metazoa; Arthropoda; Insecta; Lepidoptera; Gelechiidae. The transcript has 3 exons. The record is from RefSeq and is a predicted model, not a curated record.